This is a messenger RNA of Gymnodraco acuticeps, 1366 nucleotides long. RefSeq names its product DNA polymerase III PolC-type-like. Gene Ontology annotation, cellular component: cytoplasm. The coding region runs from base 270 to 848 and encodes 192 amino acids. Gene Ontology annotation, biological process: DNA catabolic process. The transcript has 3 exons. Lineage: Eukaryota; Metazoa; Chordata; Actinopteri; Perciformes; Bathydraconidae. The record is from RefSeq and is a predicted model, not a curated record. Gene Ontology annotation, molecular function: 3'-5'-DNA exonuclease activity; nucleic acid binding.
GCAAAUAUGCGACCAGCCUGUUGACAUGCGAUCAGAUAAUAAAACACACUCAUACACACUGCCUAACUGUGUAGCUGACAGGACGGAUGGGAGGGGAAACAAAACAAGAGACAUUGAGUUUAUUUUCCACCUAAAUGAAACUUAACGUCCAAAGGUUUUGAUAUGAUGUGUCUGUGAUUCACCUGAUGACUCCUCCCGUGCCAAUAUAACAGCUGACUGCACGUGAAAUCUGGCACUCAACCCAGCUGACACAACACACACACUGCAAGAUGUCUGGUGGAAAAAUCAUUGUUUUCUUUGACCUGGAGGCCACUGGUUUAGACACUGAUGUGUGCGACAUCAUCCAGUUGGGGGCCAUCUGUGGACGGAUGGACUUCAAUCGCUACAUCCUGCCGACCCGCCCCCUCACUGAGAGUGCCAAGCAGGUGACGGGUCUGACCUGCAGGGAUGGCUGCCUGUUUCUCCGCAGGACUCAGGUGGAAACCGUCCCUAUGGAGGAAGCUCUCACCUCCUUCCUCGACUACCUCCGCUCUUUCCGUAAGCCUGUGCUGCUGGCGGCCCACAGUGCAAUGCGGUUUGAUGCACCUGUGAUCACCAGGUGGCUGCGUAAGCACUCCCUGCAUACAGAGUUCAAGCAGGUGGUCUCUGGGUUUGUGGAUACCUUCCCGCUGAGCAAGAACCUCCAUCGGGGUCUGAGCAGUUAUUCUCAGGUCAAUAUGGUGCGUCACUUCCUGGGAAAGACCUACAGCGCCCACAAUGGAGUGGAGGACGCCAGCAUGCUGCAGGAGCUGUUCAACUCAUGGAGUCCCAGCCAAAAGAGCAUCUCCAGGGUGACCUACUCGACUUAAAGGUCACCUAUUGUGCAAAAUCCACAUGACUUUUAUACAUCAACAUGUGUCCCCUCUGUGUAAAGAGAUUCUGAAAGUUUCAGGAACAAAGAUUCUCUCUCUUUUGGUCCUGACCCAUUUAUAUAAAAACCUGUCUGAAAAUCAGCUGAUCAGAUUUUGGCCACAUCAUGAUGUCAUAAGUAACAGAAUCAGCACUUUUGAAACAGGGCUGAAACAGAGGAGAUUAUGGGAUGCUGCAAUGGUCUGUUUGGUAUUUCGAGUCACUAGCACUUCAGAGACAUGUUUUGUUUAUCUGAGAACUAUAAUAUAUAGAUGAAAAACAGUAGGGGACCUUUAAAGAAAGAUUAGCUACAGAAAAUAUAUAUUAUAUUUAUAUAUCAAUUUUCUUUGUUACACUGUUCAUUCUGCAAGUUUGUUGUUUAAUGUAACAUGUGUCAUAAUCACAGGUGUUAGUCUUAAAUUGUUGCACUUUAUUUCCCACAAAUAAAGAUUUAUUUUCUAUUUGAUUCUACAAGAAA